Molecule: messenger RNA, 660 nt
Organism: Fomitopsis serialis
Lineage: Eukaryota; Fungi; Basidiomycota; Agaricomycetes; Polyporales; Fomitopsidaceae
Exons: 3
Coding region: 1-660 (219 amino acids)
Source: RefSeq, a predicted model, not a curated record
AUGGCGCCGAGGCCAACAGCUCCAUCAGCCAGACGGUCGCCACCCUUCAUCGGCAUGCCCAGCAGCUCCGUGGGGAACAGCCCGAGCACGAUGGACAACAACGGCCACCACCAUCACCCCCAUCGUGUUGAUAAGGACGUCGAGAUGUUCAAUGCCGACGCGGACGCGGAGGCCGAGAGCGAGACUACGCCCCAGAUGCAGCAGCCACGCGGGCGCAACGGCCUCCGACGCGUCGCCCUUGAGCAUCUCGCUCAAGGAGGUCGGCAACCCGAGGGUCAAGCGGAUCGCGCCGCAAACCUGUACACGAAUUUUGACGUCAACGUGCCCCAGCUCAGCUCUUCGUUGGUCGUCCCGAUCGGCCCGCUCGCUGCGGCCGCCGAGAACGGCAUGAGCGCUGUCGAGGAGGCUGCUCAAGGCUCAGGUCCAGGACGUCGUGCGAGUCUGCAACACUGCCCUAGCGGCGGCUUGUCGCAGAAGAUUACGGUGCCCGUGCAGGGCGUGGUCAUGGUUCAGCUCAAGGAAGUCACCAAUGCAAUGGACUCCUCGACCGUGUAUAUUCGGCGGGCGAUCGCGGUGAAGGAGCGGAGGAUACUGUCGGUCUACCAGCCUGAGGAGCUUUCGGACUUGGGCACUGGGACGAACGAGGGGCCGAGCUCGUAG